Molecule: messenger RNA, 1911 nt
Organism: Phyllotreta striolata
Lineage: Eukaryota; Metazoa; Arthropoda; Insecta; Coleoptera; Chrysomelidae
Source: the annotation of a GenBank genome assembly
CGACUUGCGCCCGAACGGCGUUCGCUCGGUCACGCCAUCGAAUCGAAUCCGCUCGCUUCGCAUUUCGCAUUAGUUUAGUUCGUUUCCGUCCGUUCGACGCGCUAAACCUUAAAAGAAAGAAAAUAAAAUAAAAUAAAAAAUAAAUAGUUGAUAAAUAUGGCGUCGGCAUUCCGUUACACGCACGCCGUCGUCAGUCGAUUACCGGCGUCGUUGCGACAACGCGUCGAAAAUAUCGAUAUGGACGAGGCGAAAAAACAACACGAAAAUUACGUUCGUUUGUUGCGCGAAAUCGGUCUCGAUGUUAUCGAAUUACCGCCUGACGAGGAAAUGCCGGAGUGCGUCUUUGUCGAAGACACAGCCGUUGUUUGUAAUGGAACGGCGCUCAUCGCUCGACCGGGCGCUGCCCAUCGGACGCGAGAAGUGGAAACCAUCCGAGUGGUCUUAAAGAAAGAACUAGAUUUACCAAUUGUAGAAAUGUCCGAUUCUAAAGCUCGAUUAGAAGGCGGAGACGUGCUAUUCACAGGUAGGGAAUUUUUCGUGGGAAUCUCCCAAUGGACAAACGAGGCUGGAGCGAGAGCGGUGGCUGCGGCUUUUCCAGAAUUCCCUUGUACGCCGAUCAAGGUGCCCGAACCCAAACACCUAAAAUCCUACAUAACGAUGGGAGGACCGGAUCUUCUAUGCGUCGGAGGCGGUAAAGAGGCCCAAGAAGUACUAAAAAGGAUGGAAAGAGAGGCCACUUUUAGUUACGGUGUCAUAACACUACCAGAAGACGAUGCCGCCAAUGUUCUCUAUUUAAACGGAACUCUGGUACAUCGCAGCAUCGAGGAGAUACCACGAUCUUUUAAAAUAUUCGGUGAAAAAGUGGAUUAUCCGAGACGAUCGAUCAACUUCUCACAGCUAGCAUCGAAGUCCUGCGGUUUGUCUUCGAGUUGUAUAUUAGUUCGAAGAACUCGCCACAUUAGAAACCUCUAAAAUUACGGUAAAAUUUGAUAAAAACUCGACUCGAUUUCGGAGAAAGGAUAUUUUUUUUUCAACGGGCUGUUUGCUAUGCUACCAAAGUCGUACAAAACGAUGAGUAUUAUUUGAAAUUGUCAUUCCAUUUUAGGGCUAGGUUUUUUUUAAUGUACCUACUUUUUUUUACCAAACAAAAUGCUACAGUGAUUUUUAGACAUUCCAAUUUUCGUUUACAGCAUAUUUUCCUUUGGAAAAUUAUUGAGUUUUUAUUGGCUCUCUAAACAAAAUAAUAAUUUCGAAAUUAAUAUAUUCGAUAAAAAGGAAUAAGCAAUCUACAAUAUAUUUUUAUGAAUUUAUAACUAUUAUAACUAAAUUGGGUUUGAGCAUAUGCGUGAUGUAGAUACCUCUAAUAGAUGUUUUGAAUAAAUUUAAUUCUCGUUAUAAAUGAAUCUCAUCUUUAAAUAAAUAAUAAUUAAUGCUCCAUCAUCAGUAUAUCUUUUAUGUCAAUCCUAUAUGGAAAUAACUUAGGGUUUAUUGAAGAAUUGUGAAUUCUCCAUUGCAAUAUUCUCCAUGCAAUUUAGUAGAUUUAAUACGCCCGCGUUCUACUAGCUGUAAAUAUAAAAAAAAUCGCAAAUUUUGAAAUUUCUCGGCUCGUAGAACGCGGUGGAUUCGAAAAGAUUUGUUGGAUUUAUUCCCGAUAUCUGUGGUAUUUAAAGUUGAAAAUUAUACAUGUUAAAUUUGAUGUUUAGAUAUGUAUUUAUGUCUAUAACGCAUAUAAAUUAUUAUAUUUAUUAUCUCAGUGGCAAAUAGCAAAUAAAAAAACGUAUAAAUGGAAACAAACGACUGUUAAAUUGCUGUAAUAAUUAAGUUAUACUUUGUACAAGAUUACCCAGUUACUUCUGGGUGUAAAAUUUCACUGUAAUUUUUCGUAUACGGAAUAAUAAAUAUUCAAACGAU